Macrosiphum euphorbiae (potato aphid) is the source of this 312-nucleotide messenger RNA. NCBI's taxonomy places the organism in Eukaryota, Metazoa, Arthropoda, Insecta, Hemiptera, Aphididae. The record is from the annotation of a GenBank genome assembly.
AUGUCGGAUAUAACGAGAGGUUACCAUUUAGUUAGUCCCGUGGACAAAGAUAUAUAUAGGCCGAUGUGUUGGAAUGCCGCUGACCGUACGAUCGAUUUUGUGGCGAUGCUCCAAGAGAGUUGCACACGGGAUCGUACCGGUCGUCGUUCGUCGGUCGGGGCACUUGAACGCCGUGGACCGGAGUCGGUGUCGUCGUCGGACCGUGCGAUCAAUUUGUGGCGAUGCUCUAUGAGAGUUGCACACGGGAUCGUACCGGUCGUUCGCUGGUUGAAUAUUCUUGAGGUUUCUUCGGGUCUUCAGUCUUCGUUGUAG